GAUUAGGAGCCAAGUUAGAGGAUGGGGCAAACGGUUUCUUUCAAAAGCAGGGAAGGAAAUUUUACUUAAAACUGUUGCUCAAGCAUUACCUCAAUAUUCAAUAAGUGUUUUUCUUCUCCCCAUUGGACAUUGCCACAGAAUAGAAGGAAUUAUGAAUCACUUCUGGCGGAGCAACAAAGGCUCGGACCUAUCUGGAAUUCACUGGCUCUUGUGGCAGCGUAUGUCAAUGCCAAAACAAUUUGGUGGCCAAGGCUUUAGAAGGAUUCGAGACUUCAAUGUUGCUAUGAUUGGAAAACAAGGUUGGAGACUGAUGGUCAACCCGAAUUCCUUAGUGGGGAGAGUCUUUAAGCUCUUAGAUCCAAGGGGGUUGCUAUUGAGCCUAACUGCUGCAUCUGUGGGGCACCGGAAGAAUCGGUGGAGCAUGUUUUCCUUUUCUGUCCUUUUGCUCAGGCUACUUGGAGACUCCUACACAGAGAGAUCACCACAGGCCUGCUGGGAACUCAAGGUGGUUACACCGGAGGUUGCUACUGAUUGGGCCCGAGAAGUAUGCAUGGCUAGGACAAGUCGUGAUAUACAUGGUGGCACGAUGGUGACGUCGGAGGGGUUGGGGCUUCAACACUUGAAUCGGCCGGAUCUCCUGCGCUGCUUUGUUGAUGCAGCCAUGUUUCAAAGGGAUGGUUCUGCAUCAGUGGCGGCAGCCCUUCUUGAUGGGGCAGGCACGUUCAUCAGGGGCUUCAACAAGCUUGUCACCUGUCCCUUGGUAUCAAGGUACGUAGAAACUUUAGCUAUUAAGGAAGCUCUAUCUUGGCUCAAGGAGAAAAAUAUCCAUGAUGUCGCUAUUUUCUCUAACUGUGUUCAAGUGUGUUAGAAUAAUAGACCAACGGUAGAGGGGGGGUGAAUAGCGUUUGAUCGUAGAAAUCGCAGGAAUUAAAAAAUUUAAAAGAGAUGUAAAGAGAAGAGUAAGAGGCACACCGAAUUUACCCUGGUUCACCACAACUUGUGGGUAAUCUAGCCUCCCGAGAGACUCUCUCGAGCUACACUACUAUCUCGUUAAGCUUAACGGUGCUUAACAAACCCUU
This is a messenger RNA of Cuscuta campestris, 1079 nucleotides long. NCBI's taxonomy places the organism in Eukaryota, Viridiplantae, Streptophyta, Magnoliopsida, Solanales, Convolvulaceae. The record is from the annotation of a GenBank genome assembly.